GUAUAUAUAAAUUAAAGUUGUCUAGAUAUUCGACCAGCAGAAAUCAAUCAUAAUAGUAGUACUGUAUGUCCUUAUAUACUAGUGAAGUACAUGUAAGUGAAGAUAUAUACUGGAUGUAGUAAUGCUCAUAUCUUUUUCUGGAAUAUUCUUUCAUGGGCCGUGGCAUCAGGUUCAGUUCCUUCACUCGAGCUCGAUAGCAUAUGCUCUUCCCAUGUGCCAGCUUGCCCAACUUGCUACUUUAAAAUCUCAAACCCAUUUUUAUUCCAUCUUCAAAAACCCAAAUAAUAUCUCGAAAAGCCUUCUAAUCCAUCGUCUUGAUUUCUCUGUCACUGGUCGCUUCAGUUCCACUUCUUUCGCCGUCAUGGCAACCCCAGAAGCCGUCGUUAAGAAAGAUGUGUAUUCGGUCUGGGCACUUCCACCAGAAGACGUUCGUGUCCGGGUGAAGAAGUUGAUGGAAGGUUUGAGAUCCGAGUUCGGUGGGCCACAGUUCGAGCCCCACGUUACGGUUGUUGGGGCCAUCAGUUUAACCGCUGAUGAUGCGUUGGCUAAGUUCAGGUCAGCCUGUGAUGGGCUCAAGGCUUAUACUGCUACCGUCGAACGUGUGGCCACUGGAACUUUCUUUUAUCAGUGCGUCUUUUUGCUGCUUCACCCCACUCGCGAGGUGGUGGAAGCUAGUGCACAUUGUACUGGCCAUUUUGGUUACAAGAGUUCCACACCAUACAUGCCACAUUUGAGCCUCCUGUAUGCCGACCUGACAGAAGAAGAGAAGAAGAAAGUUCAAGAAAAAGCUAAUAUACUUGAUGAAAGCAUUGGCAGCCUGAGCUUCCAGAUAAGUCGUCUUGCAUUAUAUAAAACAGAGACUGAGGACAAAACUCUCAAAUCCUGGGAGAAGGUUGCUGAAUGCAACCUCUGCCCAAAUUAGCUCUUUCUCAUCUGUUACUCAUGCAAAUAGCACCUAAUACAACGCAUAUAGGUUGUAAUAAGACUGACCUCGUCAUCUUACCUAUAUCAAUAAUAAUGUACCCGUGCAGGUUCUUAGUAAUUACUAUGAGUUAUGAUGAUGCACUAUAUCUUAUUGACAAUUAGAUGCCUUUGAGGUUGCGUACUUUAGAACUGCCACUAGCCAAUAAUAAUAUAGGCAAUUUGCCAAGUCCA
Theobroma cacao (cacao) is the source of this 1155-nucleotide messenger RNA. RefSeq names its product cyclic phosphodiesterase. Gene Ontology annotation, biological process: cyclic nucleotide metabolic process. Gene Ontology annotation, molecular function: 2',3'-cyclic-nucleotide 3'-phosphodiesterase activity. NCBI's taxonomy places the organism in Eukaryota, Viridiplantae, Streptophyta, Magnoliopsida, Malvales, Malvaceae. The record is from RefSeq and is a predicted model, not a curated record.